CGUCUGGUUUGCCCGUGAUAGUACCUACCGAAGAGAGCACGGCUUUAUCUUAUCAUUUCCAAGUUUUCAUAUUUUGAGCUGGAUUCGUGCCGUUUCCAUUCAUUAACCAAGUCGUAGUUAUCUACCUCUAUGCUUCUCUACAAGAUUUUCACCAAGCUUGGAUAACAAGACAAGUUUCCGUCAUGUUAGGUGACCGUGCUUUAUUUCCCAAGUCGCAGGAAAACCUCUAUAAACGUCUUAAUUUUUUAUGAAUCCGAGCAGGAUUCACAGGCCGCAUCCGACAUGUUGUACAACUUGUGGGACUUUUUUGGGACAUUUGGAUUGCACUUCGCUGGCUUCUAUUUACUGCUUUUUGGUUGGAUUUUCGUGCGCGCGUCGGAUCUAUGAAUUGGAACAGUCGUAGUCGCGAUUUUCGCCUUUGAGAGAGAUAAGUCGUAGUGUUUUGCCAGGCGUCGGGGACAGCUACUCAUCGCAGAGAAUAUUUGACAACAGAGGGCUGUCACAAAAGGCCUGGGGACGAGGCUAAAUAGGAACUACAUACUAAAGAAAUAACCCGCUUUUUUAUUAAAGAUAGGACGUUAUCAAAACAUUAUAGCUCCGCACCGCCCUAGUUGCUAAAAAUACAAGUGGUAUAAAUCAAGUUUUCCUGCACCACCUGCACUUCGAUUUUAGAGCAAUAAAGCAAUUGCCACUAGCAAAGAAUAAAUGGAUUAUGUGAAAAUCCUCUGGUUCUAUAUUGAGUAAUUAGUUCUGGUUGACCAUGUAUGUUCAAGUGUGAUAAAGCAUAAUGAUAACAACAGGUACCUGUGAAAUUAGAUAACUUUAAUGCUUUACUAAAUGAACUCUCCAAGGACUCGGUCUUAAAAUUGUGGCAAGUGGCGCGGAUCGAUCGCUAUCCGCUUUUGUGAUGGCUUCACUUUUCAGCCAAAAAUUCUUCAUUUUCUUUCUUUUGUCACACAGCAAGGGAGACAGCAAGUGUGAGAUAUCAUUAAAUGAUAAGAAAAGUUCUUUUUUUUAUCAUCAGCUCUAAGCUGUUGGAUCCCAACGCGUGCCUCGCCAGCUAAUAACCUGCCUAAUAUGGCCGAUGCGUUACAACCGCUAUUUAUCAACGGAAAGUUUAUGAACGACGCCGAGAAGAGAAGCAAGAAAACAGACACUGCCGAUGGGACCAGUCAAGACAAAGUUGGGACGUUUAAAUUCAACAACGGUGGAGUAGUUGGCGCUGGCGUGUUCGAGCUCAGCAAAAACGGAGAUGUUGAUAUGGACCUCAAGAUACGGAUUAAACCAAAUGCCGCUGGAGGUGGUGGUGGGGAACAGCCUGGGGGAGGGGGUAAACCACAAACCUCAUCCCAAGGCAGUGGAAGUAGUCCAACCAAAGCGCCCGGUGGAGGAGGGGGUAGCUCAACACAAGCACCCGGUGGGGGAGGGGGUAGCUCAACACAAGCACCCGGUGGGGGAGGUGGUAGCUCAACACAAGCACCCGGUGGGGGAGGGGGUAGCUCAACACAAGCACCCGGUGGGGGAGGAGGUAGCUCAACACAAGCACCCGGUGGGGGAGGUGGUAGCUCAACACAAGCACCCGGUGGGGGAGGGGGUAGCUCAACACAAGCACCCGGUGGGGGAGGGGGUAGCACAACACAAGCACCCGGUGGGGGAGGGGGUAGCUCAACCACGGCACCUAUGGCUGGAGGUGGUAGCACGACUAAAGCUCCUUCCGGCGGAGGAAACACUACAGAAGCACCUGGGGGAAGUUCGGCAGGUGGAGACGCCCAAAAGUUCUUAGAGCUCCACAACAAAUACCGCAAGAUACAUGACUCCCCGCCCAUGAAACUGAACGAUGAAAUGUCGAAAUCUGCGCAAGCAUGGGCGGAUAAACUCGCUUCGAUGGAGAAACAACAGCAUUCAAAUGAGAAAGACCUAGGCGAGAACCUAUCUUAUGGGUGUCCCACGCGCACAGUUGAAUCAGUAGUGGAGGGCUGGUAUAACGAGGUUUGCAAGCCCGGUUACGCUUUUGGUGGAGCUACAGGAGGUGCCACGCUCCAUUUUACCCAAAUUGUGUGGAAGGCAAGCACAGAGUUAGGGUUCGGCUCUGCCAAAGGGACAAAAUGCACCUAUGUCGUCGGUCGUUACAAGAAAAGGGGAAACUUUGGUGACGAAAAGGACUACGACGCGAAUGUCAAGAAGGGAAGCUUUGAUGCUACCUCUUAUUGCGCGACUGUCAAGGAAAACAAAUAGUCCGUCUGCUUAUUGCUAAGAUGUAAAACAGAAAGGUUAAACAAUUAAACGGUUGCUGUACAACGUC
Nematostella vectensis (starlet sea anemone) is the source of this 2302-nucleotide messenger RNA. RefSeq names its product PE-PGRS family protein PE_PGRS30. The coding region runs from base 1078 to 2235 and encodes 385 amino acids. NCBI's taxonomy places the organism in Eukaryota, Metazoa, Cnidaria, Anthozoa, Actiniaria, Edwardsiidae. The transcript has 6 exons. The record is from RefSeq and is a predicted model, not a curated record.